AACAGAAAGGAAUAUUGCACUUUACAACGCGAUACCAAAGUGGCUAGCCGACAAUUCCUACAAGCAACCGCAAGACAAUAAGAACCUUCCAUUCAACUUAAGUAAAAACACCGACCUACACUUUUUUGAAUGGUUGUCGCAGCGACCACGGCACCAACAGGCAUUCAACGAAUACAUGUCCUUUCAGCGGGUAGGGCAAAAGAGCUGGCUCGAUGUGUUCCUACUCGAAAAGUACGUGCACGCCUCGAGCGCGGGUGUUGAGCACCGAAAGCUUUUCGUGGACGUCGGUGGUGGCUACGGGCACCAGUCUAGAGAGGUUAUCAGGAGAUUUCCUUGGGUGCAAGGACGUGUUGUGCUACAGGAUACACACGCGGCUGCUAUCGACUCUGCCAAGGGUAUCGAAGGCUUGGAGGUCGUUCAUCAUGACUUCAAUAAGGUGCAACCAGUCAAGGGCGCGUGCGUUUACUACCUGCGCAACAUCUUGCAUGACUGGCCCGAUCAAGUCUGUCUUAACAUCCUGUCACAACUGAAGGAUGCACUGGCUCCUGACUCGGUCAUCCUGCUUGACGAGCUCACCCUUGGGGACGAGAGCACACACUGGUACGGAGCCUCGUUUGAUCUACUGAUGAUGGCCAAUUACGGGGCGCGAGAGAGGUCACUGGCGGAGUGGGAUCGCAUUCUCGAGAAGGUUGGGCUGGAACGGAAAACGUUUGUGCCGUACAGCAUGCAUGGAGAUGGCAUCCAGGUAGUUGGUGCUCGAGCAACGGUUCACGAAAGGUUGUAAGUGUGUUUGUUUUCGCUUUUUGUCUUCGGCGCACAGGAGCAGCGUAUGAUAUAUUGCUCUUUCUAGAGCUCUUAAAUUGUAAAUUUGUUGACUGCCACGAAUGUCUCUUGCUGGAGUUCUGGUGUUUCCUGGCCAAAGCUUCCUUUCAUUGAUUGGCCUAAUCGGCUUCACAUGUGGAUUUUCAUUCCGAAAACACAACUGCCGCUCUCGAAAGUUCUCGUAUCCUAACUACCGGUUGGCACCAUCGGCGGAUUGCCUCGUAAUUUUCUUCGACGUUGAA
Molecule: messenger RNA, 1064 nt
Organism: Alternaria alternata
Lineage: Eukaryota; Fungi; Ascomycota; Dothideomycetes; Pleosporales; Pleosporaceae
Product: S-adenosyl-L-methionine-dependent methyltransferase
Exons: 1
Coding region: 176-784 (202 amino acids)
Molecular function (GO): O-methyltransferase activity
Source: RefSeq, a predicted model, not a curated record